AUGGCCGUCGCUGCCCAGAGCGACCCAGCGGCGUCUCCCGCGCGGAAGACCCCCGAAGAUCUUCCCGCGGUGCGGCCGGUGGCACCGGUGGCCAACGUGGCCGUUGCCAAUGUGGGCCAGGUGUCCAAGAACUUGUCUGAAGAGGGCAACGAGGUCAUGCGGCCUGUUCCAGUGCGGAGCAUCAAAAAAGUCGUCAGGACGUCAACUAGAGUGGUGCACACAGUACAAACACCACUGGAGAGAGAAAUCGAAAGCAUCGAGGGUCUUCGCCAAUUUUCGCAGAAGCCACCCGCUGAGGUCUCAGGCCGAGUAUCUGUCUUGACGCCCACCACAGCGUCCCGAGCGCGUUUCCAUGAGCAGCUGUGGCAGUGCUUCGUGGACCAGACUUGGCCUGAUAAGGAGCUGGUCGUAGUGGAAACCUACACCAAGAAGGAGAAGCCUUCUGAAGUCUUCACCAAACUAGUCAAGGCGAAGGAACCGCGACUGAAAUAUCUGGGACUCCAAGUGGAGAACGAAGACUUCACGGUCGGCGCCAAGCGAAAUAUGACAGUGCUCAUGAGCAGCGGACAGUACUGUGUGAACUUUGAUGAUGAUGACUUGUAUGCCACUGUCUAUGUGGAGCGCAUGGUGAACGAGCUUAGACAGAGAAGUUUGGUCGCGCUGACCCUCUCUGCAUGGCACAACUUCUUCGAGUCCAACGGUCGCUGUGGAUAUUCCACUCCCGACUGCUGGGACCCCGAGGAUCAUGAAGAGUACGAGGGCAUCCUCUAUGGUUAUGGCUUUAGCUAUGUUUACCUCCGGGCCUUGGCGCUUUCAUUUCCAUAUCCCAACUUAGGGUUCGCAGAGGAUGCACCCUUCAUGUUGGGGCUUCGAGAGAAGAUGGGUCCUGGCCGUGUAGGGCUGAAAGAAGAUGCGGAGGGACUGUGCCUGCACAUAGUACAUCCCAGCAGCAGCACACCAGACCCAGAGAUUGAGACAAUGCUUACGGAGGAGGAAUUAAAUGGCUUAGUGGUGUCGGAUUCAAUGGUACCAUGGCACCGGGACCUCGGGCACCGGGAUCGGAGACGCGGCCGGGGCAGUGAAAUAAGGCAUUUCGACUACAUCUCAAGCGGCCUUGGUUUCCGUCGAUUUGGUCCUCUUGCUGACUCCCUUGACAUCACUUGGCCUAUUUUGCACAUUUAUCGCCGAGUGAAGCCUGAUCCGUUGAGACUUUUCCGCCCGGCAAUGGCCGGAAGCAUCUCGCCACUCAUUGGGGUGGCGGCGGUGAGGAAAGCACCAAUUGGAUCGACAGCGCGGCGUGGAAAAAGCCACUGGAUGACGAGUUGGAUGACUGGCAGCUGCUGGCCCCUGGUAGAGAGUCUCUGUUGGAUCUCUUGGCUUGGUUAUGCUUGGUUUAUUUGCAAGCCAUUUGCACCUGGGAUUUUUUGA
Messenger RNA from Cladocopium goreaui, 1428 nucleotides. The record is from the annotation of a GenBank genome assembly. NCBI's taxonomy places the organism in Eukaryota, Dinophyceae, Suessiales, Symbiodiniaceae.